This is a messenger RNA of Perca flavescens (yellow perch), 1690 nucleotides long. It is a transcript of the gene mief2, whose product is annotated as mitochondrial elongation factor 2. Lineage: Eukaryota; Metazoa; Chordata; Actinopteri; Perciformes; Percidae. Bases 221 to 1615 code for a protein of 464 amino acids. The record is from RefSeq and is a predicted model, not a curated record. Gene Ontology annotation, cellular component: mitochondrial outer membrane. The transcript has 8 exons. Gene Ontology annotation, biological process: positive regulation of mitochondrial fission; mitochondrion organization.
GGGGCGCUGCUGCACCUUAACGUUGAAUGCCAACCGCAAUUAAAAGAACGAAGAAGAAUACAGCGGCUGUAGCUAGCUGGUUGAACUAGCUAGCUAUAUUUACUUUUUGCCCGUUAACGAUAGAAAUACGAAAUACGUUUUGUAUCAAAACACUAAUGGUGUGGAGUCGGACUGUUAUAUUUCUCUCCGCACUGAGUGGCUAACCACAAAAAAGGAAGCAAUGAACUUCCAGGGCAGUCGGAGGCGAGGAGAGGAUGGCAUCGCCAUGGUGAUUGACUUCCUGCUGUCUAAUGCCCGGCUGAUUCUGGGAGUUGGUGGGGCUGCCAUGCUAGGAAUUGCUACACUGGCAGUGAAACGGCUGAUAGAGCGCGCAGGCCGUGCAGCCGAUGAUGAAAAGGUGGAGCAGAAGAUGGCUGAGAGCUGGGAGGAGUUGAGUCUGGUCUCUGCUUCCCCCACACUGAUCAAGAAGGGCAUAAAGGGUGUGGUGAUGAAACAUGUUGCCAAGGCAGCCAAACAGCAGAAAGCUGACCUGUGCCAACAACCUCAGAUGUCCUCUCUGGAGUCUAAACCAGAGUCAAAGUCCAAGAGGCUCCAGCUGUGCGUCCUCAGUUUGCAGGAGCGCCUGCAGCAGUAUUAUCACACGAGGGCAGCACUAACUCCACAUGAGGUCCAGAGGGCUCAGUCUCAAGCUCUGGACAUCUGCACUGAGAUCCAGGGCUUUCUGCACAGCCGUCUUCCUGACAUGCCCCUGGGAGAAAUGAGCCUCGGAGGUUCUCUACUGGAUGACCUGCAGGUGGUUAGCGCAGACCAUGCCUGUCUGCUGGUGCCCCUACAGCUGGAAGCCUCUCUGUGGCGUCUCAUCCCGGGAGAGGAAACGCUGCUCACACACCCGCUGCACUGGAUGGUCCGCCGGGUCAAUCUGGAAUAUUUUCCCAGAGGAUGCAGCUACUGGGACAGGUACCUGGUGGGUGGUUACCUGUCCGCAGAAGCUGUUGUGAACAUGUUUAGUAAAGCUGUCAUGGAAACUAUAAACUGGCCGUCCAUCAGCAGCACUCUGGACUGUCUCGUCAGACCUGUACUGGGAGGACCAGAGCUAAAACUGGAGAUUCGGCCUGGAAAUGAGUGGGCCGAGAGCAGUGAUCAGUCCCUGUUCAUCUCCAUGCUGCCUCUGCUGAGGGAGGGGGACGUGGUUCUGACCGCCCAGCCUGAGCUCUCCUCUCCCUGGGUCAACGCCUGGCACCUGUCUCUCUACCCGUGGGAGACUCAGCGCCUGACUCAACUCGACACCGCUGACGACGGAUACCGCAGACACACACUUAAAAUCCUCAAGGCUGCGUGCAGACUGAACCCUGCCCUGCGGCCGCUUCAAGCCGCCCCGCUUGCCAAUCUCAUCCUGCACCUCAGUGACAGUGAGAGCGACUGGUCCGAGAUCAGCCUUCAUGUGCGAUUCCAGCAGUGCAUCACAGAGCUGAUUGGCUACCUCGAACAAGAGGCGUUACACAGUUACUUCAAGCCAGCUGUCAAUCUGCUGAGCGGCUUGUCAGAGGACCAGGUGGACCAGAUGGGCUUCAUGCUCUACUGCGCUGUGUCAGAGCCUGAAAUAUUGCUCAUAUAACUGUCUGCACACACACAUCUCUCAAGCUCUGACACACACACACACACACACACACACACACACACACACACACAC